Messenger RNA from Corvus hawaiiensis (hawaiian crow), 1784 nucleotides. Its product is annotated as serine/threonine-protein kinase pim-1-like. Bases 1 to 1620 code for a protein of 539 amino acids. Gene Ontology annotation, biological process: protein autophosphorylation. Gene Ontology annotation, cellular component: cytoplasm. The record is from RefSeq and is a predicted model, not a curated record. NCBI's taxonomy places the organism in Eukaryota, Metazoa, Chordata, Aves, Passeriformes, Corvidae. The transcript has 8 exons. Gene Ontology annotation, molecular function: ATP binding; protein serine/threonine kinase activity.
AUGGGACGUGCCGGAGCCAUGUGUGACGGUGGCGUCCUGGUGAUUGUGCUUGUCCUGCUGCUGGCCACUGUGGCUGUCUGGUGGGCCGUUGGCCACUGGCAACCACGGAGGCGACAGGCAUGGACAUCGAAGAGACACAAGCGCCCCGGGGUGCAGCCCAGAGGCUCACGGAGGAAGCGAGGAGCCCCUGUGGCUCCCAGGUCCUCCAGGCCUCGGGCGACCCCUCGCAAGCGGCCACGUGCUCCCGCGAGCCCCCUGGACAGCCCCUGCAGCUGCGGCCCCUGCGUGACAGUGGCCCAGGAGCUGCAGGAACUGAUGCUGCUGCUCUGGGCUCGCAAUGGGACAUGGACGCUCAGUGAGACCUGUCAGCCUGCAGAAGGUGCAGAGCCUGUGGACAGGUCUCCCAGCUCCCUUGGACUCACGGACUUCAACAACACUGGCGCAACCCUGACAACUGACGUGGCCAGGGAAAGCCCAGAAGUCCAAGUGGGAGCCCAGCCCGAUCCAGGGGAGCCUUCUCAGGAGCAGGCGGCGGAGCAGCAACCCGUGCCUGGCGGCGGAGACGACCCUCAAGAGACCCUGGAGGUUCCUCCAUCUCCAGGAAGCUGCUCCGAGACGGCCACCGACUACCAGGAAGGCCUUUCUGGUAGCAGCUCUGCCGCUCGCCAGCCCGACGGCUGCAAGGCGGUGGCCGCUGCCCGGCGCGCAGCAGGAAGCAGGUCAGAGCAACGUGGCCCGCGGUGGCUCGGCCCGCUUCACUCGCGGGCACUUGGCCGGGGGGGCCCUGGGCGCAAGGCUGAUGGCUCGGUCUCGGUCGCAGGGCAAAAGAAGCUGCAGGAGCUGUACCAGCUGGGCCCGCAGCUGGGCAGCGGUGGCUUCGGCACCGUUUUCUCGGGCAUCCGCCUCUCGGACGGGAGCCUGGUGGCCAUCAAACGCGUGGCCCGGGAGAGCGUCCUGCAGUGGUACGAGCUGCCCGACGGCACCCGUGUUCCCAUGGAGAUCGUGCUCAUGGAGAAGGUGGGCUCUGGCUGCCACAACAUCAUCCGGCUCCUCGACUGGUUUGAGCUGCCUGACAGCUUCUUGCUGGUGAUGGAGCGUCCGGAGCCAUCGCAGGCUCUCCUGGCCUUCCUGCUGGAGCAGGGGUUCCUGUGCGAGGAGAUGGCGCGCUGGCUUUUCUGCCAGGUGCUGGAGGCCGUGCGGCACUGCACCGCCUGUGGCGUCCUGCACCGGGACAUCAAACCGGAGAACCUCCUCGUGGACCCAGAGAGCGGCGACCUGAAGCUCAUCGACUUCGGUUGCGGCACCUUCCUCCAGGAGCAGGCCUUCACGCGAUUUGCCGGAACACACAUGUACAGCCCACCCGAGUGGAUCUGCCUUGGCUGCUACCACGGCCAUUCAGCAACUAUCUGGUCCCUGGGCAUGCUGCUGUAUGUCAUGGUCUGUGGGAACAUGCCCUUCCUGGAGGACCGUGACAUCGUGUCGGGGCAGCUCUUCUUCUGGCAGCAGGUCUCUCCAGAGUGCCAACAUCUGAUCCGCUGGUGUUUGUCCAAGCACCCCGCGGACAGGCCAGCGCUGGAGGAGAUCUUGCGCCACCCUUGGGUGUGGGGCAGGCGUCUUUGAUGCCUUGCCGGAGCCUCUGCAGCACCCGGUUACCGAGUCCCACGCAGGACUGAGGGCUCGAGAAAUAAAACAACCACAAACCCAUGCCGCGGUGUCAAGUCUGGUCCUGGUUAGCAACUUCAGCUAAAGAAAUCUCUUGGGAAAAAGGGUAAUCAGAGUGUUCC